AUCCCGAUCGAGAGGCCAACCAGCAUCAUUCAAUCAAAGCGGCUCUGCUCCAAGCCCUUCCUGUUCCCGUGUCUCAACCAACCACCGCCACCGAUUCGAGCUGCGCCAAGACUAAACCCCUCCUCCAUUCCGAUAUUUUUUUCGGCCAAAUACCGGUAAACCCUUGCCCUGUUAGACUCCAGGAAUAGCGAUCCCACCCCACUGUCAAACUCAACCACCAGUCGACUCAUCCCCCCCUUCUCCCGCAUCUUCUCUCCUCCCGCUCAAACCCCAUUCAAUUUUUACCCUUCACCCCCAGUUUUCCUGACACAAUCUUCAAGCUCUGUUGGUCUUCCCCAUUAUUUUCCCAUUUCUUGCUCUGAAGGUUAAAAAUGGGUGACGAGGUUGCUACCGAGAAGGCGGAGGUUCCUAAGGUAGAAGUGGAGCAGGCGGAGCCCGUUGAGCAGAAGCCUGUCGAGGACGUCGUUGAGCCGGCUGUCGUGGAUGGCGGACAGGUAGAGGUCGAAUCUGCGGAGCAGCUAGAGACUCCUACGGCAAAGAUGAGGCAGGAAGAGCCCGUCAAACAGGAGCCUGUCGGGAAUGCUAUUGAACAGAAGCCUGCUGAAGAUGACAUUGGGCCCGUUUCCGAGGAGGACAAACAAGCCAAGAUAGAAUCUGCCGAGCUAGAGGACACGAGCGCUACUGUCGAGGAAAAGAACAGCGUGGCGGCGGAGACCAAGGAACCAUCAACGUUGCAGAAGAAGAAAAGAGAAAACAUCAAAUUCGACGCAACACUUCUCCCGGAAUCCGACGACCCAGCGGAAGUCAGGAAGCAGGUACAACAGAAAAAUCCCUUCUCCUAUAUGCCUUAAUUGUCUGUCUCUUUUCUUGUUCCCACGCAUGACUAACACAGUGAUUGUGUUCAGGUCGAGUUUUACUUUUCGGACUCUAACCUCCCCUUUGAUAAAUUCCUCUUCGGCAUCGUAGGCAAAGAUAACCGCGCGGUCCCUCUUAAGCUUAUCUGCUCCUUCAAACGCAUGCGCCGCUUCACAAACCCGGAUGUCAUAAUCGGUGCGCUGCGCGAGAGUGAGGCGCUAGUCAUUGCCGGCGAUGUUGGGGAGGAGACUGUUCGGCGGAAGACUCCACUGGUCAUCAAUGAGGUUGAAAGGAAGGAGGAUAACGCAGAGAGCCAAGAUUCCAAGGACAAGCCUAACCAGCGGGGGCACCAACCUGCCCCCCGUCAGGCCUGGGAUGCGGACAUUACCGGCGGUCGGAAAUUCGAGGACCCGACCGUCCCGAGAAGUAUUUAUGCUGUAUGACUCACUCCCCAAUAUUUUCAGCUUUUUUUCGUGCGGGUGCUUACUGCCCGCCAUGAGGGAAUAGAAAGGUUUCGGUGGCGAAACCCCUACCACCCAGAUCGACCUCGAAAAUUUCUUCGCGCCUUACGGACCCGUCGCGUCUGUGCGUCUCAGGCGAACAAGUACUGGUUUUUUCAAAGGUUCCAUCUUCGUCGAGUUCAAGAGCGAAGAGCUUAUGAAGGAGUUCAUGGCCUUGGAAGAAAAACCAAAAUGGAACAGCACUGACCUCCAAUGGCUCACCAAGAAGGCCUACUGCGAUGGGAAAAUUCAAGACAUCAAAGACGGGAAACUUCAGCCAAAGGCGUCACUGCCCCGCAAGUCCUUCGACAGCAAAAACGGACACCGUGGGAACAGCCAGCGUGGCAGAGGCAAGGGUGGGCGAGGCGGUGGAAGACACCACGGCAGCAACGGCAGAAGGGGAAAUAGUGGGAAAGGUAUAAACGACCGUGGCGGGCCGCCGAAGCUCAAGACUAGAUCGGGAGGUAAAGACGGAAUCCCGCAAGUGAAGACAAACGGGGACGCAGUUGAGGCCAAGGAUAAUAACAAUAACAAGCGCAAAGCGGAGGACGGCGCUGAAGCGCACCCCGAGGUUAAGAAGGCCAAACAGGAGUAUGACAAUGGCCACAAAAAACAGGAGAUGGAUUGAACGAAACGAAACGUUCUUGUGCACCCUUUUUGUACCAUAGCUAAAAGUUUACUAACGUCCACUCGGGAUCGGUAAUGGUGGCCUGGUGGGGGGCGAAGAAGCAAAGUAAUGAUGGAUGAUGGAGGCAUGGAUGAUUUUUUUUCUUUUUCUUUUUCUCUUUUUUUCCUUCUUGUCCUUUCCUCUUAUGUUUCAGUGUAUCUUGAUGGGCUCUUUCUCUUUUUCACGGCUAUAUUUUCUUGCUCACACAAAAGAAGCGUCAUACGUCUCAGAUCCUGAUUACUUUACCGGUUAUUACCAGAGGUUGUCGUAGGCCAGGGAAUCUUUAGGUGUGAUUCAUAGCAUGUCACUCGUGCCAAGGCUCCUUGUUGGACUCGCCAGGCGAGAGAGAGGAUACAGUUCCGGUUGCCGGUGGCUGCUAUGGAAGCGAUUAGGAUACCAGGACUUUGGGGACGGAGGAGGGGCACAUGAGGGUGGGCCUGGUGGGCUCUGGCCCCCCCCGUGGAAGCUUGCUACCAUACUGGAAUCCAGCCCUUGCGCGAUACCACACCCCUAGUAACUU
Messenger RNA from Tuber aestivum (summer truffle), 2542 nucleotides. NCBI's taxonomy places the organism in Eukaryota, Fungi, Ascomycota, Pezizomycetes, Pezizales, Tuberaceae. The record is from the annotation of a GenBank genome assembly.